AGGCCUUGUGCAUCGACCCCAUCCUGACUGCUCCAAAAUAACCCCGAGCUGCUCACAGGACGGACCAGGCACCUGAGGCGUCUCCAAAAGGAGGCCUGGAAUGCGGAGUGGGCCAGUCUCUUCAUAGAACUACAGUCCCCAGCAUGCUCCGCAGCCGCCGGCUCUGCGGUCCGCGCAUGCGCGGAGAGGCCGCUGCGCGCUUACUGGGAGCCAGCCUGGAGCAAGACCUGCUGAGGUGGCCGCGAGACAGGACAGAUGAAGCCUAAGGAACCUCAUGACCAUCAGAGAUGCCAGUAAUGACCAUCUAAGCCUGGAUCUGUGAAGACCUGCUACUGUCUACCGCACAUGAUGUCAGGAAAUCACAUGCCUUCUGCCAGUGGCCCUUUUUCUGCCCUGACUCCAAGCAUAUGGCCCCAGGAGAUCCUGGCAAAGUACACACAGAAGGAAGAGUCUGUGGACCAACCUGAGUUCUGCUAUGAUGAAUUUGGUUUCCGUGUGGACAAGGAAGAAGGUUCUGAAUCUGGAUGCAGCCAGAUGGCAGGUGCACCCAUGGUGGAGGAUCCCCCACAGAGGCUACGGUGGCAGGCCCACCUGGAGUUUACCCACAACCACGAUGUAGGGGAUCUUACCUGGGACAAGAUUGCAGUCUCCCUCCCCCGCUCUGAGAAACUCCGCUCCCUAGUGCUGGCUGGCAUCCCACAUGGCAUGAGGCCACAGUUGUGGAUGCGGCUAUCUGGGGCACUACAGAAGAAAAAGAACUCUGAGUUGUCCUACCGUGAGAUUGUAAAGAACAGUUCCAAUGAUGAGACCAUUGCUGCCAAACAGAUUGAAAAGGACCUGCUCCGCACCAUGCCCAGCAAUGCCUGCUUUGCCAACGUGAACAGCAUUGGGGUGCCCCGCCUGCGCAGAGUCCUCCGAGCACUGGCCUGGCUCUACCCAGAGAUUGGCUACUGCCAGGGCACAGGCAUGGUGGCUGCCUGCCUCCUGCUAUUCCUGGAGGAGGAAGAUGCAUUCUGGAUGAUGUGUGCCAUUAUCGAAGACCUGCUGCCUGCUUCCUACUUCAGCACCACCUUACUGGGUGUCCAGACUGACCAGCGGGUCCUGCGCCACCUGAUUGUUCAGUACCUGCCUCGCUUGGACAAACUGUUGCAGGAGCAUGACAUUGAGUUGUCCCUGAUCACACUGCACUGGUUCCUCACGGCAUUCGCCAGCGUGGUACAUAUCAGACUGCUGCUGCGCAUCUGGGACCUGUUUUUCUACGAGGGCUCCCUGGUGUUGUUCCAGACUACGCUGGGCAUGCUGCGCCUUAAGGAGGAAGAGCUGAUACAGUCAGAGAACUCAGCCUCCAUCUUCAACACGCUGUCAGACAUCCCAGCACAGAUGGAGGAUGCCGAGCUACUGCUGGGGGAGGCCAUGCGGCUGGCUGGCUCCCUCACUGAUGUGGCUGUGGAGACCCAACGCCGCAAGCACCUGGCCUAUCUCAUUGCAGACCAAGGCCAGACCCUGGGGACUAGUGCCACCACCAACCUCUCUCAGGUUGUACGCCGCAGGACUCAGCGGAGGAAGUCUGGCAUCACCUCCCUGCUCUUUGGGGAGGAUGACCUAGAGGCUCUCAAGGCCAAGAAUAUCAAGCAGACAGAGCUGGUAGCUGACCUCCGAGAAGCCAUUUUGCGUGUGGCUCGCCACUUCCAGUGCACAGACCCCAAGAACUGUAGUGUGGAGCUGACCCCAGACUACAGCAUGGAGAGCCACCAGCGGGACCAUGAGAACUAUGUGGCAUGCUUACGCAGCCACCGGCGCCGGGCCAAGGCCCUGCUGGACUUUGAGCGGCAUGAUGAUGAUGAGCUAGGCUUCCGAAAAAACGACAUCAUCACGAUCAUUUCUCAGAAGGACGAGCACUGCUGGGUGGGUGAGCUGAACGGCCUUAGAGGCUGGUUUCCAGCCAAGUUUGUGGAGGUCCUGGAUGAACGGAGCAAAGAGUACUCUAUUGCGGGGGAUGACUCUGUGACAGAAGGAGUCACAGACCUUGUGCGAGGGACUCUCUGCCCAGCCCUCAAGGCCCUGUUUGAACAUGGACUGAAGAAGCCGUCCUUGCUUGGAGGGGCCUGCCACCCCUGGCUGUUUAUUGAGGAGGCAGCAGGCCGGGAGGUCGAGAGAGACUUUGAUUCUGUGUAUUCCCGCCUGGUGCUCUGUAAGACAUACAGGUUGGAUGAAGAUGGCAAAGUCCUGACUCCAGAAGAGUUGCUGUAUCGGGCUGUGCAGUCUGUGAAUGUGACCCAUGAUGCUGCACACGCACAAAUGGACGUGAAACUCCGCUCACUUAUCUGUGUGGGGCUCAAUGAACAGGUACUACACCUGUGGCUGGAGGUGCUCUGCUCCAGCCUGCCCACUGUGGAGAAGUGGUAUCAGCCCUGGUCCUUCCUGCGCAGCCCUGGCUGGGUCCAGAUCAAGUGUGAGCUCCGGUGGCGUCCUCUGCUGCUUUGCCUUCAGCCUCUCCCAGGACUGGGAGCUCCCUGCUAAGAGAGAGGGUGGUCCCUGCCAGUGACUGGGGCUGUUGUGUGCACAGGAAGAGAAGCAGCCACUGAAGGAGGGUGUUCAGGACAUGCUGGUGAAGCACCACCUCUUCAGCUGGGACAUAGAUGGGUGACACUGCUAGCUGCUCUCCCUUCAACAGAAAGAGGGCAGAGCCCUGGCCAGGACCCGUGCUCAGUGUCCAGGCCUCGCCACCCCAUGCUUGACGUUGGCAGAAGAGGACACUGGGGGCCGGCUCAGCCUCUCUCCUUACCAUGUUCCUGGGGGAGUGUCUUGCCAAGGUCCUUAAAGAAGUCCUGGGUGCCAGCCAUAUGGUGUACUAGCCAAAAACCUUGUGAAGAGCCACACCUGUGCUGGUCUCUGCUCAGGAAGGGGGCAGGUUAAUGGCAGAUAAAGUCCUCUUGCCCUCUUUGAUUGUAAAUAAAACUCAUUUUGUGAGAGA
Messenger RNA from Cricetulus griseus (Chinese hamster), 2974 nucleotides. Lineage: Eukaryota; Metazoa; Chordata; Mammalia; Rodentia; Cricetidae. The record is from RefSeq and is a predicted model, not a curated record.